UCUUUUUACCAUCUGAGCCACCAGGGAAGCCCACUGGCAUGUGGGAGCUUCCCAAGUUUUAUGUAGGUGACUGACGUGUUUGAAAUUCACAAAACUCACCGUAACUGUAGUGGCUGUAUGGUGGAUGUAGUGGCAAGGAAUACAGAAGUUCCUUUGCAGAAAGAGGGUUGGUAAAAAGGUCCAUUCCACAGAGGCGAUGAGGCAUCACCAUCAGCCUACUAAAACAAUGAGGUCAGCUACUUAGGAAGCAGAGACUAUAGAACUGAAUGGUUAGCGGAAGAGAGGAAUGGAGGCAGUUGACAAUGCAAAGGCCAGAUCUUUUAAUCAUUUUUGAACCUGUUCCAGAUUGCUCAAAGCACUUCUGAUCCUUCACUGAGCCUGGAUAUGUAUAAUUGUCAGUUAUCUCCCAUUUAUUUCCCUUCUUUCUUUUCUGUCCCCCAAAUCCACUUAUUUUUGAUCUAUUUGAUAGUCUUUUUUUUUUUUUUUUUAAAUUUUGGUCUUGUUAUCCCCUUUUAGCACACAUCCUGGCUAUACCAGUGUGGUAAUACACAACAGAAUCUAAAGGCAGUGUGAUAAAGUGGAAAGGGCUAGUUUCCAGUCUCACUCCUGCCAUGCAAUUCCUAUAUGACUCUGGUUAACUCACUUCACUUCUUUAGACCCCCAACUUUUUUUAUUUAGAAAAUGAAUCUUUAAGGUCUUAUCCAUUUCAAUUUUCCUAUCUAUACAAGAUCAUAGGAGCUUAACAGAUAUUUUCAUAAUAGUGAAAUCUACCAUCUCCAAUAUAGUACUGCAAAAUUAGAAUGGUAGAUGGCAUGCAUCUUGAAGUUUGUUCCAAGAAACAUACUUAAUCUGCUUUGACAAUAGAGGAAUAAAGUUUGAAAUAGGUACUGUACUACAGUACAUUUCCUGGAGUUAAAGUGACUUCACUUGAAAUCAUGGCUUUGCUACUUACUAGCUUGUUACCUUGGGCAAACUCUUUGGUAUCUCUGUGCCUUAGUCUCUUCAUCUAUAAAAUAGAGGUAAUAAUAUAUCUCAUAAGGCUACCAUGGAGAUUAAAUGUUUACUAGAUAUGUAACAGCAACUGUAAGAGAAAGCCCUAGAUAAGUAUUAGCUAUUAUUAUGUUCUAGGCAGAAAAGUACAAACUCUUGUGCCUCUCCUUAAAGAGCUCACUCUCUGUCAGAAAGAUUUUCAUACAAAUGACUGUAACUCAAUGUUCUGAGUUCUGUAAUAAGAACUUACUACAAAAAGUGCUUGUAGGAGCAGAGACAAAAAAUGCCUCUCUUAUCCGAGAGGGAAAGGUAGGGACAGGAUAAUUUUCUUGAGAGUAAAGUUUGAGUCUGGUCAUUAAAGAAGAGAAUUUAAUGUUAGGAAUAUUUAAAGAAGAGAAUUUAAUGUUAGGAAUAUUUGGGGAUAUGAAGCAGUGAGAGGCAUCGUGAGGAAGGCAGCUUCUUGCAGCAAAAGACAAAUAGGUUCUGAGCAAAGGGAGGAUGUGUGGUAGAUUAGAGGUAGCAGUAGAUGACAGAACAUCAUCAGUUGAGAGUCUGUUAGAAACACAGGAUCUUAGUCCCUCCUGAGAUCUACUCAGUCAAAAUCUGUAUUUGAAUAAGAUACUUAGGUGGUUCACUGAACACUUAACUUUGCGAAGCACUAGCCCAGGGCAGACUCUGGAGCCAAGGUGCUUAGGUUUAAAUCCUCGCUUUACCAGUUACUUCUUAUUAUUUUUCUGGCUGAGUCACUGCAACAUGGGAAUUGGUUCCCUGACCAGGGACUGAACCCAUGCCCCCUGCAGUGGAAGCACAGAAUCCUAACUGCUGGACUGCCAGGUAAGUCCCACCAUUUGCUUAUUAUGUGUAACUUUAGGCAAGCUAUUCACUUCUUCCUAUGCCUCAGUUUCCUCAUUUGUAAUUAGAGAUAAACAGCAUCUACUUCAUAAAAGUUUUAAGAAUGGAAUGAAUAUUUUAAAAGCUUAUAACAGUAUUGGCACCUAUCAAGCACAAGGAUAGGAUAAGCUAUAAUAAUUCCUGACUCAUACACUAAUUAUGGUCAGAGUUGGUUUUAUAAGCAGAUUGUUUUUCCAUUUCUACUCCAUUACCUGUCACCUUGACAUAUGUUGUAGAGGAAGACACUUGGAAGUCAGAUGGGGGGAAAACCUAGCUCCCUUCAAUUCCUAGCUUUGUGGAAUAGGGUGAGUUCUUGAUCUGUGUUUUUCUUUUUCAUAGUAGGGGGUAAUCUUAAUUAGACUUGGCUCACUAAGAUGCUAUGAGACUCAAAUCAAAGAAUAUUCAAAAUCUUCUAUUAAAGUUUCAUUUAUCAUCUUUCCAAGAGUUAAGAAAUUGGUCAAAAAACAGCUGAUACUUUAAUUUAGUAGGAAACAGAUGGAAGAGAAUGCAUUGGAAGAUCAGGGAUGGGGUGGUGGGAGACUAUUUGUCCCACUUCCUGACUUUCUCAAGGGAUAGACUUGCGUUCCAACACUAUAAAAUUUUCCUGGGCCUCCGAAAGGAUUCUUAGCUAAUGGGCAAAUAGUACACACAUGUUGUUAUUUAUUUUUCCUACCUAACCUACAAUGGAGAUCCAAUAACUUUUCUGUACGUUGUGUAUCACAUCCCAGUAGGGUAAAAUUAACCUAACGUUUAUAAGAAAACUUUGUUAAUAUCAUAAAGCAGAUUAAAAGCUCCUUUCCAUUUGAACAUUUUAACCAGAGCAGUCGUUUCCCAAAGAAAAAAAUUUGAAAGGGAAAUCACAAAAUUUAAUUAGAUCUUCAACAAUAGCAGGUACUGGCUUCGAUCUUACAGCAGCCAUUAACUAUAUAUUGGGCCCCUUUUCUCAUCCAUUAAAUAGGGGUAACAAUACACUCUUGACACAAUUGUUCUGUGAUUAAGAACAAAGGCUGAAGGGUGAACCUGCCAAGUCGCGGGGCCUCAAGUAAAUCCCUUCUCCUUCUUGCCUUUGACAGAAAUGGCACUAUCAUUCCCACUUCACAGCAGAUAAACCCGAAGUCGAGAACGCUCGGGUCCCGCUUCUCUACUUGCAACUCCGCAACCCCAAGUUCGGGUACGCCCAACUGCGGUGUCCACUGUGUCAGGUCUAGCAGCGUUGAUGCUCUCUCCUCGAGCUGCGUUUGGCGGGGCUGGAGGCCGUGAUAAUUGCUCCCAAUACUCUUGAGGAAUCCGAGCCUAAUCCUCAACGGCGCUUCAGGGACGAACAAACUUUCCAACCGUUCCUAACCCCGCCUAGAAUAAAGGUCGCAGGGAACCAUCUGCAGCAGCCACCAACGCCAUCUUGUCCACUACGUGUGACGCCACACGUAGCGGAACACGUAGCGGAGAGCCAGCCCAUUGGCUGAGAGAUCCGAGGAGAGGCGCGCGAAGCCGGGAGAGGAGGGUAUGGAAGAAACUACAAUCCCAGCUUUCUUUGCGCGUGCCCACCGAGAGCGAAAGAGGAGGGAGUUUGAGUUCAGACCACAAUUCCCAGAAAUCCUCGCGAUGUCUCUCCUUUGCUUUCAAAACGUGGAGGAAAAGAGGGACAGAAGAAUGGAGAUCUUCUGGUGUCCGUUCUUCGAAAGGCGGGAAAGGCGAACUACACCUCCCGACUUGCAACGCGCGGCUGCGCCUGCGCCCUGAUACCUGUCGCCAUCUUGCCCGUUCAGAGGCACCGCAAACAAACCCAAUUCCUGGUGUCCCCUAGUCUUGGCGGAGGAGCCUUUUAGAUGAGCUCAGAAAAGCCGGGCAGGGAAGAUAAGCUCUUUGGGGCUACCAAAAAGAAGCAGCAAUGCCUGUUGUGUGGCCAACACUUUUGGAUCUCAGCAGGGAUGAAUGCAAAAGGAUUCUUCGAAAAUUGGAAUUGGAGGCAUAUGCUGGAGUUAUCAGUGCACUUCGGGCACAGGGAGAUCUCACCAAGGAAAAGAAAGAUCUUCUUGGAGAACUCUCAAAAGUUCUUAGCAUCUCAACAGAACGCCACCGUGCUGAAGUUCGGAGAGCAGUAAACGAUGAACGGUUAACAACAAUUGCACAUAAAAUGAAUUUAUCCUUAUAUUUGGGUGAAAGACCAAGUUACAGUAUGUCUGGACCUAAUAGUUCCUCAGAAUGGUCCAUUGAAGGUCGUCGCCUGGUACCCCUGAUGCCCCGGCUGGUUCCCCAAACUGCCUUCACUGUAACAGCGAAUGCUGUUGCCAACGCGGCCGUCCAGCACAACGCGUCUCUCCCGGUGCCUGCGGAAACGGGAAGCAAGGAAGUAGUGGUUUGCUAUUCCUACACAAGUACCACGUCAACCCCAACCUCUACCCCUGUUCCAAGUGGCAGCAUAGCAACGGUUAAGUCUCCAAGACCUGCCAGUCCUGCCUCCAAUGUAGUUGUCUUGCCAAGUGGAAGUACUGUUUAUGUCAAAAGUGUUAGCUGUUCAGAUGAAGAUGAAAAACCCAGAAAACGAAGGCGAACAAACUCUUCUAGCUCCUCGCCUGUUGUCCUCAAGGAAGUUCCAAAGGCUGUUGUUCCGGUCUCAAAGACGAUCACUGUGCCUGUGAGCGGCAGUCCCAAGAUGAGCAACAUCAUGCAGAGCAUUGCCAACUCCUUACCACCCCACAUGUCUCCUGUGAAAAUAACCUUCACCAAACCGUCAACACAGACGACAAACACAGCAACACAGAAGGUUAUUAUAGUGACCACAUCACCAAGUUCAACCUUCGUGCCCAACAUUCUCUCCAAAUCCCAUAACUAUGCAGCAGUCACUAAGCUUGUACCAACAUCAGUCAUUGCUUCCACAACCCAGAAGCCACCAGUGGUUAUAACUGCUUCACAGUCCUCUCUGGUCAGUAGUAGCAGCAGUGGCAGCAGCAGUUCUACACCAUCACCUAUUCCUAAUACAGUUGCAGUAACAGCUGUGGUUUCUUCCACACCAUCUGUGGUCAUGUCAACAGUAGCACAAGGUGUAUCUACAUCAGCAAUCAAAAUGGCAUCAACCAGACUUCCUUCUCCCAAAAGCUUGGUGGGUGCCCCAACUCAGAUUCUUGCACAGUUUCCUAAACAGCAUCAGCAGUCUCCUAAGCAGCAGUUACAUCAAGUGCAGCAACAGACGCAGCAGCAGGUGGCCCAGCCUUCUCCAGUGUCUCAUCAGCAACAGCCUCAGCAGUCUCCUUUGCCACCUGGUAUCAAGCCUACCAUUCAAAUCAAACAGGAGUCAGGUGUUAAAAUCAUCACACAACAAGUUCAACCAAGUAAAAUCUUACCCAAACCAGUGACAGCAACUCUGCCUACCAGUAGCAAUUCCCCUAUUAUGGUGGUUAGCAGUAAUGGUGCAAUUAUGACAACUAAACUGGUAACCACUCCUACUGGCACACAGGCAACCUAUACUCGGCCAACAGUGAGCCCAUCUAUAGGUCGGAUGGCUGCAACCCCUGGAGCUGCAACCUACGUGAAAACUACCAGUGGUAGCAUUAUUACAGUAGUACCCAAAUCAUUAGCUACCUUGGGGGGCAAGAUAAUUAGCAGUAAUAUAGUUUCUGGAACGACUACCAAAAUCACUACAAUCCCCAUGACUUCCAAGCCCAAUGUGAUUGUUGUGCAAAAGACUACAGGAAAAGGAACGACCAUUCAAGGCCUCCCGGGCAAAAACGUUGUCACAACGUUGCUAAAUGCUGGAGGAGAAAAGACUAUUCAGACGGUGCCAACAGGAGCAAAGCCAGCUAUUAUCACUGCUACAAGACCCAUCACCAAAAUGAUUGUAACUCAGCCAAAAGGUAUAGGUUCCACAGUUCAACCAGCAGCUAAAAUCAUCCCAACAAAAAUUGUUUAUGGGCAGCAAGGGAAAACACAGGUUCUUAUUAAACCCAAACCAGUGACGUUUCAGGCGACAGUUGUUAGUGAACAAACAAGGCAACUGGUCACAGAAACAUUACAACAAGCAUCCAGGGUGGCAGAGGCUGGUAAUUCAUCUAUUCAAGAAGGAAAGGAAGAACCACAGGGUUAUACAGAUAGUAGUUCCUCUUCUACAGAGUCCUCCCAAAGUUCCCAAGAUUCCCAGCCUGUAGUUCAUGUAAUUGCUUCCCGGCGUCAGGAUUGGUCAGAACAUGAGAUUGCAAUGGAGACUAGCCCCACCAUAAUUUAUCAGGAUGUAUCCAGUGAAUCACAAUCAGCUACUUCAACAAUCAAAGCUCUGUUAGAACUCCAACAGACAACAGUGAAGGAAAAAUUGGAAUCUAAACCAAGACAACCCACUAUUGACCUGAGUCAAAUGGCAGUGCCUAUUCAGAUGACCCAGGAAAAGAGACAUUCUCCUGAAAGCCCAUCAAUUGCGGUGGUAGAGUCAGAACUAGUUGCUGAAUACAUCACUACUGAGCGCACUGAUGAGGGGACAGAGGUUGCUUUUCCCCUUCUAGAUGCUGUGGUGAUUUCUGGAGAAAUAUCAUCAUCACCUCCUCUAUUUUCAGUCAGCCACCGCUCCCAGCCCCAACAGCCCUCCCAGCCUCAGCGGACCCUUCUCCAGCAUGUGGCUCAGUCACAGACUGCAACACAGACAUCCGUGGUGGUGAAGUCCAUCCCAGCUUCUUCCCCUGGAGCAAUCACCCACAUAAUGCAGCAGGCAUUAAGCAGUCACACUGCUUUUACCAAACACAGCGAGGAACUUGGAACUGAGGAGGGCGAGGUUGAAGAGAUGGACACUUUAGACCCUCAGACAGGUCUGUUUUAUCGAUCUGCCCUGACUCAGUCACAGUCAGCUAAACCGCAGAAACUUAGCCAGCCACAGCUGGAACAGACUCAGCUGCAAGUGAAAACUCUGCAGUGCUUCCAGACUAAACAGAAGCAGACCAUCCACCUGCAGGCAGACCAGCUCCAGCACAAACUCCCGCAAAUGCCCCAGCUUUCCAUCAGGCAUCAGAAACUCACCCCUCUCCAGCAAGAACAAGCACAGCCCAAGCCAGAUGUACAGCACACACAGCAUCCCAUGGUGGCCAAAGACAGGCAGCUUCCUACCUUAAUGGCACAGCCCCCCCAGACUGUAGUACAGGUGCUUGCAGUGAAAACCACGCAGCAGCUCCCUAAACUGCAGCAGGCUCCGAACCAACCAAAAAUCUACGUGCAACCCCAAACCCCCCAGAGCCAAAUGCCGCUCCCAGCCUCUUCAGAGAAACAGCCGGCAAGCCAGGUGGAGCAGCCAAUUAUAACCCAAGGAUCCUCUGUUACAAAGAUAACUUUUGAGGGGCGCCAGCCUCCCACAGUUACAAAGAUAACUGGUGGCAGUUCUGUGCCUAAGUUGACAUCACCAGUUACAAGCAUAUCUCCCAUUCAGGCCUCUGAGAAGACAGCAGUGUCAGACAUUUUGAAAAUGUCUUUGAUGGAAGCUCAGAUUGAUACAAAUGUAGAGCAUUUGGUAGUGGAUCCCCCAAAGAAGGCUCUUGCCACUAGUGUGCUCACUGGUGAAGCAGGAUCAUUACCCUCCACCCAUGUGAUGGUGGCAGGGAUGGCGAAUUCCACUCCCCAGCAACAGAAGUGUAGAGAGUCCUGUUCAAGUCCAUCUGCUGUUGGCCCUUCCCUAACAACAAGGAAAAUCGAUGCACCAGGAGUGCCUGCGACAGGCCAGUUCAUGCGUAUUCAGAAUGUAGGCCAAAAGAAAGCUGAAGAGAGCCCAGCAGAAAUUAUCAUCCAGGCCAUUCCCCAGUAUGCUAUUCCUUGCCACUCCAGCUCCAAUGUGGUCGUAGAGCCCAGCGGGCUCCUUGAACUGAACAAUUUCACCAGUCAGCAGUUGGAUGAUGAUGAGACGGCCAUGGAGCAGGACAUAGACAGUAGCACAGAGGAUGGAACUGAACCCAGCCCCUCUCAGAGUUCUGCUGAGCGAUCCUAGUGUUUUGGACACAGGAGUGCACUUUAAAACCUACUUGGUUACCAAGUGUCCAGGGAAGCCCUUGUAAUUUUGAUGUCUAAAGAGAGCACUUUGCCCAUGCUUAGACUGUGGACCCUGAAACAGCAGUGUUUCAACAAGAAUUGCUGCAGGAGUAGCAUUUUAAAACAAGAUAAAACUCACAGGGGAAUGUACUUUUUUUUAGAAAAAGAAAAAAGAUGCACAUCUACAGCGACAUAAGACCUGAUAUUCUUUCUCUAUUGGACCAUGGCUAAUGGAAAAGUUUGUCUUGCAGUGGAAAGAGACUUUUCCUGUGAAUGUUCCUCAACUGGUUUCUACUGAGCAAACACCAUCAAAAAAAGGAGAAUGUGAAUAGUUUGUAUUUUGAAACAGUGUGUCAGAAACAUUUUUGUUUUUUUUAAAAAAUCUUGUAUGUUUUUGCAAAUCCCUGCAAGUGCUGAAUUGGUUAACAUUUUACAUCUCCUCAGUUCAUAUCUUAUAAAAUAACUAGUUCUUUGAUACUGGCAUUAAAGAAUCCUUGUUAGAUGGUGGAAAUCAGGUCCCUCCACCAGUGGGAAGUGCUUCUUUGGGUGGUUUGUACAUUCUCACCAGUUGUAUGCUAAUUUAUUGUGUUGUUGUUCCUUUGUGCUCUAGGCAGCACACUUGCUUUCUAUUUAUUUAAAUGUAAACAUUUCAAAGCAGGCCAUAUUCCUUCUGACAAAUUUCCUGUAAGCCAGGAUUGUUUACCCUUUCCACCUCCCACCCCGCCCCCUUUCUCCUUUAAGAAAACUGAUGAGAAAAUGUUUCAUUGUGAAACAGAGGAAAAGAAAUAUUCUCUAGUCCAAAGGAAAUGUUCAGUUAUGUUCAGGAAAACAAGUUAUUCAUAUGAUGCUAUCUUAACACUGAAAUUGCACAUUCAUGUUGGACUGAGACUUUGAAAAUAACUUUUAAAUACCUUUGUUUAACCCCCUUUGAAAUGUAUAAAAAGUUCAUUUACAGUUCUAAAUGUAAUGUUUUUAAGCAUUCUACCUUUUUAGGACAUGAUUUGUUUAAGCAAUAUGUUUGGGUCUUGUGAUCACUGUCUGUCACAAGUAGAGUGAAGGGUAAGAGGGUGGGAACGGGUAAAAGUCAGUUUUGACAAGUUGUGGCAAAGGAAACUAUACUUUUCAUUUUUUAAAAAAAUGUAAAUAGAAAAGUUUUUAACGGUUUUAUAUAGAUUUCACUAUAAGCAUUUUAAGACUGACAAAUGUUGAACUGUAUAUACAUAUAUCAGCAUAACUGCCCAAUUUUUUGGUGCUGAAGUACUGUAAAGUAGAAUUCUUCGAUGGUCUCCUAAUUUUUACAUCUAUAUCUGGAAAAAAAAACCCAACUGUGAUCCUAUAAUUAAUAAAUUCCCACUAGAGUGACACUGAAGAUUUAAACACAGGCAUUCACAGAUGCACUGAUUUCUUGUAGUUGUCAUUAUUUCUGCUACACGAUAAUGACUUAUACCCAUAGAUGGAGCUGUUGGGUAUUAUUUUAUUGUACAAAUUCCUGUUUAAAAGACUUUGUGAUUGUUUCUAGUUAAGUAAUUUUUUUAACCUUUUGGGUCAUAGACUUCUUUGAAAAUCUGACGACACUUUGAACUCUCACCAAAAAGAGUGAAAACUCUCACAUGCCAAUAUACAUGUUAGGUUUUGCAAUCUUUAGGGGUUCAUGGGCCUCUAAGCCUAUCUAUGUGUUCCAGGUUAAGCCCUCUGUUAACGGUCAGUCCAUUACUUACAGAUGUAAGUUUUUAUAAAAUAAAAUAUCUUUUAAAUAUUCGUGGAUCAGGUAACAGCAAACUUGAAUAAAGUCACUAUGUUCUACUUCUGCA
Messenger RNA from Odocoileus virginianus texanus, 9686 nucleotides. The record is from RefSeq and is a predicted model, not a curated record. NCBI's taxonomy places the organism in Eukaryota, Metazoa, Chordata, Mammalia, Artiodactyla, Cervidae.